GGGAGAGAGCAAGAAGCAGAGAGGACCAAGAGGGAGGGUGGGGACCGAGGGAAGCUCCAGACACAAGACCCCGCGAAUCUGACAUACAAAGGCCAAGGCCGGGCCCGUGUGAGCGGAGGAGCCGCCGCCACCCUCGGCCGCGAUCCGCGGGUCUUGGCCACUCGGAGACCCCGGCACCCGGCGGGGACCUCGAGGACCUCCCGCCGCGAUGAGCCCCAGGCCGUGACCUCCCGAGCCCAGGACGCGCGGCGCCGGCUCAUGGCCCGGAGGUAUGAUGAGCUGCGCCACUACCCCGGCAUUACAGAGCACACAACGACCCUGGCCAGUUUUUCGGAGGCAGCCCCUUCAGUACCUCGAGCCCCUGGGCCCUACACCCCACACCGGCCUCCCCAGCCCCAAGCUCCAGCCUUGGACAGCGACAGCUUGAAGAGAGAGAAGGAUGAUAUCUAUGGACACCCCCUCUUCCCGCUCUUGGCCCUGGUCUUUGAGAAGUGUGAGCUGGCUACAUGCUCGCCCCGUGAUGGGGCCUCGGCUGGGCUGGGUUCGCCCCCAGGUGGUGAUGUCUGCUCCUCCGACUCCUUCAAUGAGGAUAUUGCUGCCUUUGCUAAGCAGAUCCGCUCUGAGAGGCCGCUGUUCUCUUCCAACCCGGAGCUGGACAACCUGAUGCUCUCCUUUCUUCCUCCCCUCUGUUUGCAGAUGGUCCAGGCCAUCCAGGUACUCCGGUUCCACCUGCUGGAGCUGGAGAAGGUGAGGGUGUCUCACUUGCACCUGCCCCACCCCCACCCUCUAACUCCUCUCUCCCUACUCCCCACUGGAGUGGAAGCAGAAUGCUCCCUCACCCUGUACACCCCAGCCCUGGCUCCCCCGGGUGGCCCCCCCAGUACCCCGCUGCCCUCCCAGGUCCACGACCUGUGCGACAACUUCUGUCACCGCUACAUCACCUGCCUCAAGGGGAAGAUGCCCAUAGACCUGGUGAUUGAGGAUCGGGAUGGUGGUUGCCGGGAGGAUCUUGAGGACUACGCAGCCUCCUGCCCCAGCCUCCCAGACCAGAAUACUACAUGGAUCAGAGACCAUGAGGACAGUGGGUCUGUACAUUUGGGGACCCCGGGUCCAUCCAGUGGAGGCCUGGCCUCCCAAAGUGGGGACAACUCAAGUGACCAAGGAGAUGGGCUGGACACAAGUGUGGCCUCUCCCAGCUCUGCAGGAGAGGAUGAGGACCUCGACCUGGAACGCAGACGGAACAAGAAGAGGGGGAUCUUCCCCAAAGUGGCCACCAACAUCAUGAGGGCCUGGUUGUUCCAGCAUCUCUCGCACCCGUACCCCUCAGAAGAGCAAAAGAAACAGCUGGCCCAGGACACGGGGCUCACCAUCCUGCAGGUGAACAACUGGUUUAUUAAUGCCCGGAGACGAAUAGUGCAGCCCAUGAUUGACCAGUCUAAUCGCACAGGGCAGGGUGCAUCUUUCAACCCUGAGGGCCAGCCCAUGGCAGGCUACACAGAGACUCAGCCACAAGUGACAGUCAGGACACCAGGAUCAAUGGGGAUGAAUCUGAACUUAGAAGGAGAGUGGCAUUACCUAUAGAGGCUGGAGUCAAAAGAAGGGUCCCAGCCUCUGACUAUGACCACCAGCCUUGCACCUAAUUGGUCCCUGCUGGUCCUUGGGCUUCAGGACUUCACCUCCAAAGCUCCCACCCCAUUCAACGCCUACCUCCCUGGGGCCCCCAGUAGCUUGAGGACCAAGAGCCCACUUGAGGGUCUCUCAAGGGCAAAGACAAGGCCUCUAGGUCCUGAACCCUUCUUCUGCCCUUCCCUUUGCUCAGGACCUGAGCCAAGAACUGGGCCAAGGUCUGAAGAAGAUGGUGUCUGGGGCCCCAAUACAGGACUGAGAAGAGACUAGGGUUGGGCAAGGAUGGUCAAGGAAGGAGGGUCACCUAGAUCCAAUGUUUGGGAGAAUCCUCCAUCUUCCUGCCCUCUGCCUCCCCCACCUCCCUUCUCUGGCAUUCUUCUACUUUUCCUUUUUUAAUGAUAAAGUCUUAAAAAUGCAAA
This is a messenger RNA of Mastomys coucha (southern multimammate mouse), 2045 nucleotides long. It is a transcript of the gene Meis3, whose product is annotated as Meis homeobox 3. NCBI's taxonomy places the organism in Eukaryota, Metazoa, Chordata, Mammalia, Rodentia, Muridae. Bases 259 to 1581 code for a protein of 440 amino acids. Gene Ontology annotation, biological process: positive regulation of cell population proliferation; embryonic pattern specification; brain development. The transcript has 13 exons. The record is from RefSeq and is a predicted model, not a curated record. Gene Ontology annotation, molecular function: RNA polymerase II cis-regulatory region sequence-specific DNA binding; DNA-binding transcription activator activity, RNA polymerase II-specific.